AUGGAUAGUGAUCACUACCCAGCCUGUGCUCAUUAUGGGAAGGACAACCACACUGCCGCUGAAUGCUACAAGAAGAGGAACUCAUGCUUAAAAUGUGGCAGGACUAAUGUAGUAGCCAACGCCUUAAGUCGGAAAGUUGUAACCUCCGUGGCAUAUUUGAUGGUUCGAGAAAUGAAGUUAUUAGAGGAUGUGGUGGAGUGGCACCCAUCUCAACAUCAUAGUAGGGAGGAAGGAAUGCUUUCUUGUCUAAAGAUGGAGCCCCAACUAUUUCAACGAAUCCGGGUGGCUCAAAAAGGAGAUCCUCAGCUUGUAAAGAUUCUAGAAGAGUUGAAGACAGAUGGAAAAGAGGAUUUCUCUAUGAGCAAUGAUGAAUUGUUAAGGUUUAAGGACCGAUUAUGUGUUCCUCAUGAUGAAAGGAUAAAAAGGGCUACUCUGGAAGAAGCACACCACUCUCACUACACGAUACACCUUGGGAGUACAAAGAUGCACCAGGGUUAUAAAAAGACCUUCUGGUGGAACAACAUGAAGCGAGAUGUGGCACAGUUUGUCGCUAAAUGUUUGAUGUGUCAGCAAGUGAAGGCGAAACAUCAGAAACCUGUCGGACUAUUGUAG
Messenger RNA from Amborella trichopoda, 612 nucleotides. Lineage: Eukaryota; Viridiplantae; Streptophyta; Magnoliopsida; Amborellales; Amborellaceae. The record is from RefSeq and is a predicted model, not a curated record.